CUAGAUCCUUCUAUCCCCAAUCACAUUGUGAGAUUUGAUUUGAGAAGAUACAGAGUCACUGAUAUGGACUGGAAUGCUAACUUGAGAGCUUUUGUUCCUCGACCAGAGUCUUCCUUCAACUUCCUUUACAACCACAACUAUGAACAAUUUCCAGGCAUGAAGGUGAAUGUUGUUCAUCCAGGAAUGGCUGCAGAGAUGUCACAUGGUUUCGUGCCUGGUAUGGACAAGAACGAUAUGAAGUAUGGAAAUCAAGAAAAGAAGAAGAGAUUGACAAAUGAACAGUUAGAGUCACUGGAGAGCUGUUUUCAAGAGGACAUAAAGUUAGAACCUGAUAGAAAGAUGAAGCUUUCGCGCGACCUCGGGCUCCAGCCUCGCCAAAUUGCUGUCUGGUUUCAGAACAGACGCGCUAGGUGGAAGGCAAAGCAGCUCGAGCGCCUAUAUGACACGCUUAAACAAGAGUUUGAUGUCAUUUCUAGAGAGAAACAGAAGCUUCAACAGGAGGUUAUGAAACUGAAAGCUAUAUUGAGAAAGCAAGUGUCGCAGACAACGGAUAUAACUGGGGAAGAGGCAGUUGAGAGCACAUCUGUGGGCAUUCGCAGCUCAAGCAAGACACACAGCAGCACAAGUAAGCAGCAGAAUAUUGCAGAGUACAAGUAUACUUACAGUGCUGAUGAGUAUAACCCAGUUACGCCAUGGAGUACUACUGUCCAGCUACCAUCUUAUCCAUAGAAGGAUAUAUAUUAUGUAGUAAUAUGAUCAAGCUAGGUUAACAACUUCAGUUUAGUACAUCUUAAGAAGAUU
This is a messenger RNA of Tripterygium wilfordii, 801 nucleotides long. Its product is annotated as homeobox-leucine zipper protein ATHB-22-like. The record is from RefSeq and is a predicted model, not a curated record. The transcript is spliced from 3 exons. Gene Ontology annotation, biological process: positive regulation of DNA-templated transcription. Lineage: Eukaryota; Viridiplantae; Streptophyta; Magnoliopsida; Celastrales; Celastraceae. Gene Ontology annotation, cellular component: nucleus. Bases 64 to 729 code for a protein of 221 amino acids. Gene Ontology annotation, molecular function: sequence-specific DNA binding; DNA-binding transcription factor activity, RNA polymerase II-specific.